UGGCUUGAUUUUCAGAUGAAUAGCUGGUCACGCGGCAGUAUCAUACAUUUUCUUUGUCAGGGAAAGAGAACUCUACGAUCUAAUGCCUAGACUGUCGUGAUCUAUCUUGCCGCCUCGGUCGCUCUGUUUGUCAUUCCUAUGAUCUGUUGUGCUUGGGCAAGAUGAGGGAGAUCCUUCAUGUUCAGGGUGGACAAUGUGGUAACCAGAUCGGAGCCAAAUUCUGGGAAGUCGUCUGUGAAGAGCACGGGAUAGAUCCGACUGGACGUUACGUCGGGACAUCUGAGCUGCAGCUCGAGCGUGUCAAUGUCUACUACAAUGAGGCAUCUUGCGGUAGAUUUGUUCCUCGAGCUGUGCUGAUGGAUCUUGAACCGGGCACCAUGGAUAGCAUUCGAACUGGUCCCUAUGGGCAGAUCUUCAGGCCUGAUAAUUUUGUCUUUGGGCAAUCCGGUGCUGGAAAUAACUGGGCCAAGGGGCACUAUACUGAAGGCGCUGAGCUUAUUGAUGCAGUUCUUGAUGUUGUGAGAAAGGAGGCUGAGAACUGCGACUGUCUUCAAGGUUUCCAAGUAUGCCAUUCACUUGGUGGAGGAACUGGCUCUGGAAUGGGCACUUUGCUCAUCUCAAAAAUCAGGGAGGAAUACCCUGAUAGGAUGAUGCUGACAUUCUCUGUGUUCCCUUCUCCUAAGGUUUCCGAUACAGUGGUCGAGCCUUACAAUGCCACCCUUUCUGUCCAUCAACUUGUCGAGAAUGCAGAUGAAUGCAUGGUUCUGGACAAUGAAGCUCUGUAUGAUAUUUGUUUCCGGACACUCAAGCUGACAACUCCUAGCUUUGGCGAUCUGAACCACUUGAUCUCUGCAACCAUGAGUGGAGUUACGUGUUGCCUCCGUUUCCCUGGUCAACUGAACUCUGACCUGAGGAAACUUGCCGUUAACCUGAUUCCCUUCCCUCGCCUGCACUUCUUUAUGGUUGGUUUUGCCCCACUGACCUCUCGCGGUUCCCAGCAGUAUCGCGCAUUGACAGUGCCAGAACUCACACAACAGAUGUGGGAUUCCAAGAACAUGAUGUGCGCUGCUGACCCAAGGCACGGUCGCUACCUUACUGCGUCGGCCAUGUUCAGGGGCAAGAUGAGUACCAAGGAGGUCGAUGAGCAAAUGAUAAAUGUGCAGAACAAGAACUCUUCCUACUUUGUGGAGUGGAUUCCGAACAAUGUGAAGUCCAGCGUGUGCGACAUUCCUCCCAGGGGGCUUUCCAUGGCUUCCACAUUCAUUGGGAAUUCGACUUCCAUCCAGGAAAUGUUUAGGAGGGUGAGCGAGCAGUUCACUGCCAUGUUCAGGAGAAAGGCUUUCUUGCACUGGUAUACCGGUGAAGGAAUGGAUGAAAUGGAAUUCACCGAGGCGGAGAGCAACAUGAAUGAUCUCGUGUCCGAGUAUCAGCAAUAUCAAGAUGCGACUGCCGAUGAGGAAGGUGAUUAUGAAGAUGAGGAGGAGGAAAUACCGGAUGACGUGUGAGAGUUAGCAGCGGAAGUGUAAUGGAUGCAUGAGUGUUUGUUAUUGCGUUAUUACAUGUCUGCCGUAGUAUCAGGGGGCUAUUGGACCGGUAGGGAAAA
Messenger RNA from Syzygium oleosum, 1603 nucleotides. Its product is annotated as tubulin beta-1 chain. Gene Ontology annotation, biological process: mitotic cell cycle; microtubule cytoskeleton organization. Bases 162 to 1505 code for a protein of 447 amino acids. NCBI's taxonomy places the organism in Eukaryota, Viridiplantae, Streptophyta, Magnoliopsida, Myrtales, Myrtaceae. Gene Ontology annotation, cellular component: microtubule; cytoplasm. Gene Ontology annotation, molecular function: GTP binding; structural constituent of cytoskeleton; GTPase activity. The transcript is spliced from 4 exons. The record is from RefSeq and is a predicted model, not a curated record.